GAGGCACAGCAGCAGCGGCGGCGGCGGCGGCGGCGGCGGCGGCGGCGGCGGCGGCGGCGGCAGCAGCGCCGCGGCAACAGCAGCAGCAGCAGCAGCAGCGGCAGCUCCUCAGGCUGCAGCGGCGCCACCUGCUCGGCGCGGCAAGGUGCCCGACUCGUUAGCUCACCGGACCACUGCGGCGACUCCCGGCAUGGCGGACCCGGACAACCAGGCGCCCGCGGAGCCCGGCCAGGCGGCGGCGGCGGCGGCGGCGGAGGCGGCGGCGGCAGCGGCGGCGGCGGAGGAGGAGGUGAUGGGCGAGGGCGGUGCCGAGGGAGGUGACUGUGUCGGGGCGGCCGCGCAGCCCGCGCCCCCGCCGCCACCCCCGCCGCCCGCGGCCGAGAGCGCGCGGCCCAAGCACGACUUCCUCGAGAGCCUGCCCAACUCGGUCAAGUGCCGCGUGCUGGCGCUCAAGAAGCUGCAGAAGCGCUGCGACAAGAUCGAGGCCAAGUUCGACAAGGAGUUCCAGGCGCUGGAGAAGAAGUACAACGACAUCUACAAGCCGCUGCUCGCCAAGAUCCAGGAGCUGACGGGCGAGAUGGAGGGCUGCGCCUGGACCCUCGAGGGCGACGACGACGACGACGACACCGACUACGACGACGACAACAACGACGGCGACGACGACAACGACGGCGACGAUGAUGACGACGAGGCUGCGGGGGCGGCCGCAGGGGGCAAAGGGCGCGGCCACCACGGCCACGGGGGCGCCCACGACGCCAAGAAGUAAGGCAUCAAGCUUUGCAUUUCACAGCAGGCGACGACCAAGACUACGAUGGAGUGGAGAAAAAAGACUGAGACAGAACUGAGUGAAGACACCUGGACCACUGCCACUAUCUCUAUCCAUCCAUCCAUCCAUUCCCCGGACUGUCCCAAGGAGCGAGAGGAAGAGGACCUGAGCAGGAGGGUGUACAAGCUGUAUCAUAGUGUCCACACGCCCACCCCCAGCCCCAUCUCCUUUGCCCUGUUCCCUGGCCCCCGUCUGUGCCCCCAAGGUGUAAACACCCCCUCCCCUUCCAAGUGUUUGAGUAUUUAAAUCCCUUUAUCUAGUA
Erinaceus europaeus (western European hedgehog) is the source of this 1088-nucleotide messenger RNA. It is a transcript of the gene NAP1L5, whose product is annotated as nucleosome assembly protein 1 like 5. The transcript is spliced from 2 exons. Bases 191 to 766 code for a protein of 191 amino acids. Gene Ontology annotation, biological process: nucleosome assembly. Gene Ontology annotation, cellular component: chromatin; nucleus. NCBI's taxonomy places the organism in Eukaryota, Metazoa, Chordata, Mammalia, Eulipotyphla, Erinaceidae. Gene Ontology annotation, molecular function: histone binding; chromatin binding. The record is from RefSeq and is a predicted model, not a curated record.